This is a messenger RNA of Rotaria sordida, 342 nucleotides long. Lineage: Eukaryota; Metazoa; Rotifera; Eurotatoria; Philodinida; Philodinidae. The record is from the annotation of a GenBank genome assembly.
AUGAAUACAUCUCAAUUUGAUAAUGCUCGUAUUGGUUUUGGAACAGUUGUAAAUAAUGGUCUUGUUACGUCAAAUAAUAAUACAGAAAGUACAAUUACGAUUUCUUUUCGUAGUGUUGUUUGGGAAACUGUUAGUAUUGAAUAUAAUAAUGUUUCAGAAGGUGGAUCAGGUCCUUUUACAAUCAAUACUAUCAGUAAUUCAAGUUUACAAAUUCCUCAAGAUUUACCAUUUGCAUUACCAGUUCCAAUUAAAUAUAAUAAUACAUAUGCAUCAAAUUUUGUUUUUACAAUUACAAAUAAUAAUCCAUCACAAUUAAGACUUUGUUCAGCAUAUGUUCAAUGA